AGCAGAGACGACGCAUGCGCACUGGCUCCUCAUUCAGCCUCAUCCUAAAUAAGCCUCAUUGUUGGCAACUCUUCAUUUGAGCCGUGAGCCCACCCUGCUGAGCUUCUGCACCCAGCUACUACCACCUGCCUACCAUCUUCCUUCCUGCCUGGCAGCAUGGAGCCCCUGCAUCAAUCCCCAGGGCACAGCUGAGACCCGGACAACAGCUACUUUUGGGGGUGAAAAGGAACAGAAAAGGAAAAGGAUCCUGAUGGAUUGGGAAGCUGCUGGGCAGCUUUGUGUGUUGCUGCUGCCAGGGCUGCAGAUCUCCGAGAGAAGAGCCCAGCACAGACCCCCAGCCUGCCCAGGGGACCAAGUUUCCAGGGGCUGUAAGGCAGGCUCCAGGGUACUGUCAUGCUGAAGGAUCUGACCCACAUCCUAAAGAGAUCCUGACCUCCUUCUCCUCUGUCUGCUGUGGAUUCCCCAACUGUGGCAUGUGAUGGGAAGACCACCCUGCUUGGAUUUCUGAGCAGUGUUUUAUAUAGAACAUCUACAAGCUUCAUCAGUAUUCAGGAUUAACCCUCCUCAUCAUCACCCCCCCCAAUAGGCAUCAUGAUCCUGGAAAAAGUCUACUUCAUCUUAGAAGUGCUGCUGAUUACCAUCCUGGUGGUUGAGGGGAUUGCAGUGGCGCAGCGCACUCAAGAUGGACAAAACAUAGGAGCCAAACACAUCCCAGUAACCCAGUGUGGUAUCUGGGUAAGAACCAGUAAUGGUGGGCAUUUUGCAUCCCCAAACUUUCCAAAUACCUACCCCCCUAACAAGGAAUGUGUCUACAUCUUAGAAGCUGCUCCUCGCCAGAGAAUCGAGUUGACCUUUGAUGAGCCUUAUCACAUAGAGCCAUCCUUUGAGUGCCGCUUUGAUCAUUUAGAGGUUAGAGAUGGUCCGUUUGGCUUUUCACCACUGAUUGACCGAUACUGCGGCAUCAGGAGUCCAUUGCCAAUCCGAUCCACCGGCCGAUUCAUGUGGAUCAAAUUCACGUCAGAUGAAGAGCUGGAAGGCCUGGGAUUCCGUGCAAAGUAUUCCUUUAUACCAGAUCCAGACUUCAGUUAUCUUGGAGGAAUUCUCAAUCCUAUUCCAGAUUGUCAGUUUGAGUUAUCAGGACCAGAUGGAAUAAUCCGCUCCAGCCAAGUAGAACAAGGGGAUAAACUGAAGGCCGGUCAAGCUGUGGACUGUAUAUGGACGAUUAAAGCAACGCCAAAAGCCAAGAUUUACUUAAGGUUCCUGGACUAUCAGAUGGAACAUUCCAAUGAAUGCAAGAGGAAUUUUGUGGCCGUGUAUGAUGGAAGCAGCUCCAUAGAAAACUUAAAAGCUAAAUUCUGCAGCACUGUGGCCAAUGAUGUCAUGCUUCAAACUGGGACCGGGGUUGUACGGAUGUGGGCAGAUGAAGGAAGUCGACUUAGCCGUUUCCGGAUGCUCUUUACAUCUUUUGUGGAACCUCCCUGUAUGGACAGCACAUUCUUCUGCCAUAGUAAUAUGUGUAUUAACAACUCCCUGGUCUGCAAUGGAAUUCAGAACUGUGCCUAUCCCUGGGAUGAAAACCAUUGUAAAGAAAAGAAGGAAGCGGGGCUGUUUGAGCAAAUCACCAAGACACAUGGGACCAUCAUUGGGAUUACCUCUGGGAUUGUUUUGGUCCUCCUCCUUAUUUCCAUCUUGGUGCAAGUCAAGCAGCCUCGAAAGAAAAUCAUGGCCAGAAAGACUACCUUCAACAAAACUGGGUUCCAGGAAGUGUUUGAUCCCCCACACUAUGAACUCUUCUCCCUCAGGGACAAAGAGAUUUCGGCAGAUUUGGCUGACUUGUCGGAGGAACUGGAAAACUACCAAAAGACAAGACGUUCUUCUACAACUUCCCGCUGCAUUCACGACCAUCACUGUGGAUCCCAAACUGCCACCCUGAAACAGAGCAGGACCAACCUGAGCUCUAUGGACCUUCCAUUCCGCAAUGACUUUGCCCAACCACAACCAAUGAAAACCUUUAAUAGUACAUUCAAGAAAAGCACCUAUGCUUUCAAGCAGUCUCAUGACUGCUCGGAUAAAGGCAUAGAAGACCGCGUCAUGGAGGAAAUCCCUUGUGAAAUUUAUGUCCGGGGCCGAGAAGACUGUGCUCAGGGUUCAAUGUCUAUUGACUUUUAAUUGCCUCACAGAUUAAAACAAAAAUCUGAUUCCUUCUACUAAAGCGAUAUAUUUUUGAGACAAUCUGCGAUAAUCAUUGCAUUUUUCUAAAAGGUGACAAUUCGAGGCUCCAAUAAACUACAUAGACUUCUACAUUAAAGCUCUAUAUUUUUUGAGCAGGAAUCACAAAAAAAUAAACUGAGUAUUUUGCAUGGAAUUGGUUCUCUGUAUUAAUAGGAUUCUACGUAAACUGUACCCGCCAUGAUGGGUUGGGUGGGAGAGGGGAUUAACACUCACUGAUCAGUAUUGUUAUGAUUCUUUGUAUCUGUUUUUUUUUCCUUGCCUUUAAGUUUUUACACAAAAUAGAAAUUUGUUUACCUUCUGAUACAAAUGUUCUAGGAUCAUAAAUGGUGCUACCGGAGCGGGAAAUAAAAGAAAAGAGCCUUGAAAGUA
Messenger RNA from Hyla sarda, 2601 nucleotides. RefSeq names its product neuropilin and tolloid like 2 (gene NETO2). NCBI's taxonomy places the organism in Eukaryota, Metazoa, Chordata, Amphibia, Anura, Hylidae. Gene Ontology annotation, molecular function: protein binding. The record is from RefSeq and is a predicted model, not a curated record. The transcript has 9 exons. Bases 592 to 2169 code for a protein of 525 amino acids.